AUGAGCGAUACAAACUGGUGCACUUAUUGUGAUCAAGCCAUCAACUCUUUUUCUAAUUCUCUCUACUGCUCUGAAGAAUGUCUACGUGCUGAUGCACUAAAUCACCAUCCACUUCUUGGUUACGAUUGGCAUGAAUUCAAGGAUUUUCCACGAUCAACGCCAUCUUCUUCUGCGUCCUCAGUCGUCUCAUCAUCUUCAUCCGUAUCAUCGUCAUCAUCAUCAUCAUCCUUAUCAUCGCCUACUUUAUCACCAAUCGCUCUUAUGCCAAAAGGUCCUCGGUUGUCUCCACCAGCAUUGGAACUCGAACCUGCCAUUGCCAAGCCUGUGUCAACGUCUUUACUAUCAUCCACCAACAAAAAGAGCAUCUUCUUCAUUUAA
Molecule: messenger RNA, 378 nt
Organism: Lichtheimia ornata
Lineage: Eukaryota; Fungi; Mucoromycota; Mucoromycetes; Mucorales; Lichtheimiaceae
Exons: 2
Coding region: 1-378 (125 amino acids)
Source: RefSeq, a predicted model, not a curated record